Molecule: messenger RNA, 1626 nt
Organism: Cebus imitator (Panamanian white-faced capuchin)
Lineage: Eukaryota; Metazoa; Chordata; Mammalia; Primates; Cebidae
Gene: BRIX1
Product: biogenesis of ribosomes BRX1
Exons: 10
Coding region: 376-1437 (353 amino acids)
Biological process (GO): rRNA processing; ribosomal large subunit assembly
Cellular component (GO): nucleolus
Molecular function (GO): rRNA binding
Source: RefSeq, a predicted model, not a curated record
UGGACAGCAUCACUUACUACUCUCAGUCGUCGAGUGCUGACACCCUACCUUUGCAGUGGGGUCUGGACGCCCGAGAGCCCUUCCUGGCAAAGUCCCUGAGGGGUAGCAAGACGGCUCAGAAAAACCGCGGAGGAAGGGAAGCGGCUCCCUACACUUUUCAGCUCGGCCCUCCACCUCAGCCACCGUCACCACAGAGCUGAAUGCAGCCUAGAGAGCCAAGCGUGCAGCGCCUUCAAGACCGGAAACAGGCAGGCACCACAGAGCUGGAGGACGAUCGCUGAACCGAGCGCUUAGAGCCGCCGAACCAUAGAGAUCGGAAAAAGGAGCGAGCGGCCACACCGGAAAGAAGGCCAAGAGCGCAGGCGGUUAGACAAGAUGGCAGCAACCAAGAGGAAACGGCGUGGAGGCUUGGCAGUUCAGGCGAAGAAGCCAAAAAGAAACGAAAAAGAUGCCAAACCGCCAGCUAAGCCUCGCGCCACUGCAGAGGAGGUGGAGGAAGAAGAGAGAAACCGGAUCCCAGGCCCCGUUUGCAAGGGCAAAUGGAAAAAUAAGGAACGAAUUCUCAUCUUUUCUUCCAGAGGAAUAAAUUUCAGAACAAGACAUUUAAUGCAGGACUUGAGAAGGUUGAUGCCUCAUUCUAAAGCAGAUACUAAAAUGGAUCGUAAGGAUAAGCUAUUUGUGAUUAACGAGGUUUGUGAAAUGAAAAACUGUAAUAAAUGCAUCUAUUUUGAAGCUAAGAAAAAACAGGAUCUCUAUAUGUGGCUUUCAAAUUCACCUCAUGGACCAUCUGCUAAAUUCCUAGUUCAAAAUAUUCAUACCCUUGCUGAACUAAAGAUGACUGGAAACUGUUUGAAAGGCUCUCGGCCCCUUUUGUCUUUUGACCCGGCUUUCGAUGAAUUACCACAUUAUGCUUUGUUAAAAGAACUCAUAAUUCAGAUCUUUAGUACACCACGGUAUCAUCCCAAAAGCCAACCAUUCGUGGACCAUGUGUUUACUUUCACCAUUUUGGAUAAUAGGAUAUGGUUUCGGAACUUUCAGAUUAUAGAAGAAGAUGCUGCUCUUGUAGAAAUAGGACCUCGUUUUGUCUUAAAUCUCAUAAAGAUUUUCCAGGGAAGUUUUGGAGGACCAACUUUAUAUGAAAACCCUCACUACCAGUCACCAAACAUGCAUCGGCGUGUCAUAAGAUCCAUCACAGCUGCAAAAUACAAAGAGAAACAGCAAGUGAAAGAUGUGCAGAAACUGAGAAAGAAAGAACUGAAGACUCUUCUUCCACACGAUCCCACUGCAGAUGUUUUUGUUACACCAGCUGAGGAGAAACCAAUAGAAAUACAGUGGGUAAAGCCAGAGCCAAAAGUUGAUUUGAAAGCACGAAAGAAACGGAUUUACAAAAGGCAAAGAAAAAUGAAACAGAGGAUGGACAGAGGGAAAACAAAAUAAGUCAACGAAAACUUGAUUUGUUUUCAGUUAUUUUAUAUUUAUUUUGUAUUCAGUGUGUAAAUACUUUUAUUAUCCAGUAUUACUUAUGUCUAAUUAGUGUGGCAUUUAAAAGAAAGAAAAAUUAAAAUCUUAAAAUCAGUGAUUAUCUGCUUCUAAAUAAAACAUCAUCAGAAUUCAUCAGUUAAUUUC